This is a messenger RNA of Pungitius pungitius (ninespine stickleback), 1392 nucleotides long. It is a transcript of the gene npy2rl, whose product is annotated as neuropeptide Y receptor Y2, like. NCBI's taxonomy places the organism in Eukaryota, Metazoa, Chordata, Actinopteri, Perciformes, Gasterosteidae. The transcript is spliced from 6 exons. The record is from RefSeq and is a predicted model, not a curated record. Gene Ontology annotation, biological process: G protein-coupled receptor signaling pathway. Gene Ontology annotation, molecular function: neuropeptide Y receptor activity; neuropeptide binding. Gene Ontology annotation, cellular component: plasma membrane; neuron projection. The coding region runs from base 159 to 1352 and encodes 397 amino acids.
GUGCGUGAACUGUUUAUUUCUCUUUCUUUUUCCUUUAACGGGAACCGCGUGACCGCCUCCGGGACCGAGAGGAUCCGGGACCCGAGCUCCGCAGAGACUGAAAGGCUUGUGAGGGACUCUGGGACAUGGCUUUGCCGGCUGAACCCUUGUGAUCGGACAUGGAGGCCUUCAGCUCAGCCAACGCCACGCCGGACGUCUUCCUCGGCCCUGCCCCCCCCGUGCUGCCCACGCCGCAGUUUGAGGGAGUGGACUUCCAGGAGGACCCCAUCAAGCUGCUGAGUGUGCAGGUGGUGUUGAUCUUGGCCUACAGCACCAUCAUCGUGCUGGGGGUUCUGGGUAAUUCUCUGGUCAUCUACGUCAUCUACCGCUUCAAGACACUCCGCACCGUCACCAACUUUUUCAUCGCCAACCUGGCUGUUGCCGACCUGCUGGUCAACACGCUGUGCCUCCCCUUCACGCUGGUCUACACGCUGCAGGGCGAGUGGAAGUUCGGCAGCACGCUCUGCUUCCUGCUGCCCUACGCCCAGGGCCUCGCCGUGCACGUCUCCACGGUGACGCUCAACGUCAUCGCCCUGGACCGCCACAGGUGCAUCGUGUACCACCUGGAGACCAGGAUGCGUAAGGACGUGUGCUUCGGGGUUAUUGCGCUGACCUGGGUGCUGAGCGCCGUGCUGGCCAGUCCUCUGGCCAUCUUCAGGGAGUACGGCUCCUUCAGCCUGGAGCCCGGACACGCCAUCCAGGUGUGCACGGAGAAGUGGCCCGGUAAGAGCACUGACGGCACCGUCUACAGCAUCUCCAUGCUGAUCCUCCAGUACUUCCUGCCGCUGUCCAUCAUCUCCUUCGCCUACUGCCGCAUCUGGUCCAAGCUGCGCGGCCACGUCGGCCCGGCGGAGACGGGCGGCGCCGGCGCCAACUCCGAGCGCCACCGCCGCCGCCGCAAGACCACCAAGAUGCUGGUGACCAUGGUGGUGGUGUUCGCCGUCAGCUGGCUGCCCUUCCACGCUUUCCAGCUGGCCACCGACAUCGACAGCUCGGUGCCCGACAUGCGCGACUUCCGCCUCCUCUACACCGUCUUCCACGUGGGCGCCAUGUGCUCCACCUUCGCCAACCCGCUGCUGUACGGCUGGAUGAACCGCAACUACCGCGCCGCCUUCCUCGCCGUCUUCAAGUGCCGCAGGGGCGGGGGGGAGAGGGGGAGGGGCGGCCGGCUGCACAGCAUCCUCCCCGUCGGCGGGGGAGGGGGGGAAGGAGGAGGGGGUGGAGGAGGAGGAGGUGACGGUGGGAGGGCGAAGAAGAUCGUGCUGGAAAGCCAGGACGUGGUGUCCACUCAGCUGAACACCACCGACGUGUGAGGGUGGAUGGUGAACCUCCAUGUCCCCCAGAGAGACAACA